Funneliformis caledonium is the source of this 504-nucleotide messenger RNA. The record is from the annotation of a GenBank genome assembly. Lineage: Eukaryota; Fungi; Glomeromycota; Glomeromycetes; Glomerales; Glomeraceae.
AUGACUAGUGACAAUACCAUUAUCAUUUCAGAUGAAGAAUAUGAACAACAAGUUGAUUCCUCUGGUGAUGACGAAGAAUUUCAGUCAGUUGAUGAGGAAUCUUCUUCAAAUGAAUUAUUGUUAAAUGAUAAUGAAUCGUUUGCAACACCUAAAUAUGUAAAAGAAUCAGAUAUAGAAAAUACAUUCACAAAUAUAAAUAUGAAUGAUUUUUGGAUUCUUUUAUGGAUCUUUAAAUAUCAAGAAAGAUUCAGGCUUCCGGAUAUUGCAGUCGAUUCAUUAAUCAAAUUUUUCAGGGUAGUACUGUCUGAUACUAAUGAAAAACGAUUUGAAAAAUUUCCUACAAGUGCUUAUAUGGCAAGGAAGUUAUUAGAUAUAAAAAGAAAAUUAAAAACAUAUGUUACCUAUCCUGAAUGCAAUAAAAUAUAUUCUAUUACAAUAAAUCAGAUGAAUUCAGAAUGUAAAUACUCUUAUGUAAAAUUUCUGAAUCAUCCAAUGCGAAAUUAA